AUGUGGGUGGACGGACACUCUCGUCCGCUACUCGUCCGCUGUUCGUCCGCUCCUAUGUUCGUGCUAGGUACGAUGUGUCUUGUGACUGUAGCAUGCACUCACUUUCGAAAAGGCGCGGACGACGUUUAUAUCGCGUCCGAUCCGACGACUACUGCGACCGACACGACGGCCGCCCAUCGCAUUCCGACCACGUCCUCUCAUAGUGAACUCAAGAUGUACUUGUCGCACUUGGCAGCGCUGAAUGCAGUCAGUCAGUACUUGCACGUAGCUGCUGAUUGA
Molecule: messenger RNA, 279 nt
Organism: Peronospora matthiolae
Lineage: Eukaryota; Oomycota; Peronosporomycetes; Peronosporales; Peronosporaceae
Source: the annotation of a GenBank genome assembly